Molecule: messenger RNA, 506 nt
Organism: Tachysurus vachellii
Lineage: Eukaryota; Metazoa; Chordata; Actinopteri; Siluriformes; Bagridae
Gene: nicol1
Product: NELL2 interacting cell ontogeny regulator 1
Exons: 4
Coding region: 136-408 (90 amino acids)
Source: RefSeq, a predicted model, not a curated record
UAAGGCUCCAUAUUGUACUGUAGGUUUGCAGACGAAACAACCGGAGCGUCUUUUAUUUACAGAGAAUUAACGCGUUAAUUCCGUGCGCUUGGUUAAGACACAGUGCUCUGUUAUAGGCUGUUGUUGAGAGACAGGAUGGGGUCGAGGUGUGUGUUGGCUCCAGUGAUGCUGAUGCUGAUGCUGAUGCUGCCUGUGGUUCAGCUGAUGAACGCAGAGACAGACUCCGGCACUGUUAUUCCCUCUGAGAGUCGGCCAUGUGUGGACUGCCAUGCGUUUGAAUUUAUGCAGCGAGCACUACAGGAUCUGAAGAAGACGGCCUUCAACCUCGACUCACGAACUGAGAAUCUGGUGCUGAGAGCUGAAAGAAGGGCUCUGUGUGACUGCAUGCCCAUCAGCACCUUAAACUGAACCCUGAGCCUCGGAGCACCUUUCCAGCACCACUGGAGAGCUUCCAGACCAUCACACCAUCUUAUUGUGUACUUAUUCAUAUAAAAACUUGAACAUUA